Messenger RNA from Kogia breviceps (pygmy sperm whale), 3785 nucleotides. NCBI's taxonomy places the organism in Eukaryota, Metazoa, Chordata, Mammalia, Artiodactyla, Physeteridae. The record is from RefSeq and is a predicted model, not a curated record.
GAUACUUAAAUGUUGUAUAUUUUUCUGCCUUUGUAUAAUCAGAGGCAGCUUUGAACCAUCUGGAAUUGUUACAUAAUAUACUGUGGUCAGUGACUUUUUUUUCUUUUCUUUUUACUUACUUUUUUUGGAUUCUAAGGUUUCCUUUCUCUUUCACCUUUCCACUGUCAUAUGCCAUGUAUCUUGAACAUAGCUCAAUGCUUGACCAGAAUAAUCUCUCUUGCCAGCUUAUAAUCAAAGGGAGUACUGAGAAAAACAGCUGAGCUGUAUUAGGCAACCACCGUCUGGACUGCAUUUCUUAACUGGUGAAUAACACAUCACAGGUGCAGGAUUAGCGUUGCCUACGGUGCUGUGCUUUUUAGUGGACACCCCUAGCAAUUCUGUGUGUCCUCCUCAUGUCUCGUCCCAACGAACCUGGCAACGAUCUAUCAAGCGUACAGAAAUCAAAAAUGUCUGUUCAAAGUAGUUUUACACUUCAAGCUGUCUUGGGAAUGCUUUGCAAAGCUGCGGAGUAAGUUUUGGUGUGGUGGCUAGUUGAACAUCCGCUUUGAUUAGCUUUAGAACUCCGUGAAGCAGAGCAUGGAUAGAAAGUCACCGAAUAAACCACAGCUCCUGGCUUGGCAGUCUGCCAUGUCCUGGUUGAUUCUUUGACAUUAUUGUCAAAGAGGCUGUGGUUCAGUUUCUUUUCCAACAAAGAAAAGAACAGACAUAUUAAGUAUUUUAAAAUGCAGAGAUUUUUUUAACUUCUAAAAUCAUCCUAUUAGCUGUGAUUAUGCUAUUUUAUGGAUGUAGAUUCAGUUUGAUGUUAAACUAUCUUUAAACAUGGUGGUUACUUGCUUGUAAAGUUUAUUAUUUCUUAUGUUGAUACUUUUAUUAGGAUACUUGUUAUCGUGUCAUGUUUUAGAGUAUUUUCAAAGAUUUUUAACUUAUAUGAACAUUUUGGUUGAGUUUCUCCAAAUUCGAAAGCAUAUUAAAACCUGUGGGAAAGCUAGCUACUGUUUUACCUUUAAAGAGUAUAAAUGUGAUGUCCAAAGAACUAAAAAUCGUGUUAUAAUCAAUUAUGAUGCUUACUUAGGCUCAUAAGUCUGUAUUAGUUACCUACAAAACAAAUAGGAAUAUAUAUGUUAUAUGUUCACAUUUAUGUAAUAUUUUACCUUUUUAUGAUUUGUUCAACUCAUAUCUAGCAUCCCAGAAUAUAAAACACUUGAAUUAUUGAAGCUUUCACUUUUUACCCAGAUGUUUUGGGCUCUCUGGGCAGAACUUUUAUGAGAUAAAAUGCUGAAAACAUGAUUAUCAUACAGAAACUGAGUGCUAUGGUAAUGUGGAUGUUUGAUUUGUCUCACCAGCAAGAUUGUUACAUUACUGAAAGUACUUCAAGUGCUCUGGGCCAUUGUGUUAUGUAGAUGGAAUGGAUUUAAUGACUAUUUGCUAAAUAAAUGAAUAAUGAAUAACAAUGUAUUAUUCAGCUGUGAACAAAGUGUCAGUGUUUCGUGAACCACAAAGCUCAAUAUUUUUAUAGACUUUCUGUGCACGGUGAUGAACCCAGAAAGGCAAAGUUAAUGGAAGUAACAUGAAGCAAAAGAAAGGGGAAUUGAAGAGGAAGAGAGAAUCAGGAUGAGAGAAAGAGGAUGGGGAAAGAAGAAAGGGAAGAGAAGUAGAAACAUUUAGGAGAUAAAGGAGUAGAGAAAAGGAACAAAAACAAUUGAGGGAGAGAAAGAGAAAAAUCUGAAGAAUGAAAACAAAAAAAAAUGAAUAGUAAGCUUCAGCAGCACAGAAAACAACAGUUUACUAUUAUUCACUCUUAGAAUGUGCAAGGAUCUGUGAUAGGUGCUUUACUUGGAGUCUCUCAUCCAGUUCUCAUAGCGAGCCAAGGUGUGCUGCCACUUUGCACAUCCUCUGUUCGAGAGCAAACUUCCUUGAUAACAUGCUUUUGCGAAGUUCAGGAAAAUUGAACGUGGGCACCAAGAAAGAGGAUGGUGAGAGUACAGCCCUCACCCCUCGCCCAAAGAUCUUGCGAUGUAAAUGCCACCACCAUUGUCCAGAAGACUCAGUCAACAAUAUUUGCAGCACAGAUGGAUAUUGUUUCACAAUGAUAGAAGAAGAUGAUUCUGGGAUGCCUGUGGUCACUUCUGGAUGUCUAGGACUAGAAGGCUCAGAUUUUCAGUGUCGGGACACUCCCAUUCCUCAUCAAAGAAGAUCAAUUGAAUGCUGCACGGAACGGAACGAAUGUAACAAAGAUCUGCAUCCUACCCUGCCUCCACUCAAACACAGAGAUUUUGUUGAUGGGCCUGUACACCACAAGGCCUUACUUAUAUCUGUGACUGUCUGUAGUUUGCUGUUGGUCCUUAUCAUUUUAUUCUGUUACUUCAGGUAUAAAAGACAAGAGACCAGGCCCCGGUACAGCAUUGGAUUAGAACAGGAUGAAACGUACAUCCCUCCUGGAGAAUCCCUGAGAGACUUAAUUGAAUCUCAGAGCUCAGGAAGCGGCUCAGGCCUCCCUCUGCUGGUGCAGAGGACUAUAGCUAAGCAAAUUCAGAUGGUGAAACAGAUUGGAAAAGGGCGCUACGGGGAAGUCUGGAUGGGAAAGUGGCGCGGCGAAAAGGUCGCUGUGAAGGUGUUCUUCACCACGGAGGAGGCCAGCUGGUUCCGAGAGACAGAAAUAUAUCAGACGGUGCUGAUGAGGCAUGAAAACAUUUUGGGGUUCAUUGCUGCAGAUAUCAAAGGGACGGGGUCCUGGACCCAGUUGUACCUAAUCACAGAUUACCAUGAAAACGGUUCCCUCUAUGAUUACCUGAAGUCUACCACCCUAGAUACUAAAUCGAUGCUGAAGUUAGCGUAUUCUUCUGUCAGUGGACUAUGUCACUUACACACUGAAAUCUUUAGUACUCAAGGCAAGCCGGCAAUUGCCCAUCGGGAUCUGAAAAGUAAGAACAUCCUGGUGAAGAAAAAUGGAACUUGCUGUAUAGCCGAUCUGGGCUUGGCUGUUAAAUUUAUUAGUGACACGAAUGAAGUUGACAUACCACCCAACACUCGAGUUGGCACCAAACGCUAUAUGCCUCCAGAAGUGUUGGAUGAGAGCUUGAAUAGAAAUCACUUUCAGUCUUACAUCAUGGCGGACAUGUACAGUUUUGGACUCAUCCUUUGGGAGGUUGCUAGGAGAUGUGUAUCAGGAGGUAUAGUGGAAGAAUAUCAGCUUCCCUAUCAUGAUCUAGUGCCCAGCGACCCCUCUUAUGAGGACAUGAGAGAGAUUGUGUGUAUCAAGAAGCUGCGUCCCUCCUUCCCCAACCGGUGGAGCAGUGAUGAGUGUCUCAGGCAGAUGGGGAAACUCAUGACAGAGUGCUGGGCUCACAGCCCUGCUUCCAGACUGACGGCUCUGCGGGUGAAGAAAACACUUGCCAAAAUGUCCGAGUCCCAGGACAUUAAACUCUGAAUUGAGGGCAAAAAUAGGCACCUCUGGAGAAAGCCAGUAGAUACUCUUCUGUUUGUGGGCAGAGCAAAAGAUGUUCCAGAAGCAUCCACAGUACAAGCCGCGAACAUCGUCCUGCUUCCCAGGAAGUUUAGCCUCACCUCUCAGGGAGCAGCUUGGACAAAGAGAAGUUCCCAGAAACACGGAUUCAUCAUCGUGUCCGUCUGUAGGAGGGAGAAACUGCUUGGGUAACUUGUUCAAGAUAUGAUGCAUGUUGCUUUCUAAGAAAGCCCUGUAUUUUGGGAUUGCCUUUUUUUUUUUUUUUUUUUUCUUCCAAAAGAUGCUUUAAUUUUGCCAAAAUAAAACAAAUAAUGUAGAUGUU